Messenger RNA from Eurytemora carolleeae, 696 nucleotides. RefSeq lists its product as uncharacterized. NCBI's taxonomy places the organism in Eukaryota, Metazoa, Arthropoda, Copepoda, Calanoida, Temoridae. The record is from RefSeq and is a predicted model, not a curated record. Bases 19 to 450 code for a protein of 143 amino acids. The transcript has 5 exons.
UCAGGUAAGAGUGAUAAUAUGAAUACUAAACCUAGAGUACACUCCAGUUCAACUAAUACCAGUAUCAGUGGAAGCCCUCAGUGGACAAGUGGAUCUGGAACUAUCAAAGAAAUUCGCCUUUAUGAACUAGAGCAUAAAACCAGGAGAUUAGAGAAAGAAAAUGCUAAUUUAAAGUUGAGGGAGGAGUUCUAUAUUAACAAAGGAUCUGAAUGGAAAGGUCGUGCUAAGAGAUACGAGGCUAUUCUGGAUGAGAAUGAAAUAAAGUAUAGGAAGAGAAGUGAUGAUUCUAAAUCUGAACCUGCUGCAGCUACUUCUGCUGUCAAGGAGAACGUGAAACCUAAUGAACUUGAUGAUUUAGAUCUAGGUCUAAACCAGGAGAGACCCAGAAGGGAAUACAGGUUGCCUGCUGAUCAGAGGAAGAGAAAGGAAAAUGAUUGUAAAACUCAGUAAUUCCAAGAUACAGUUGUGAAGUUGUGAACUGCUAAACCGUACUCCUAACUAGUGUACAGUAAACUGUACACUGUUAACUGUAUACAGAAGACUGUACGCUAUUAAACAUAUUAUCGUAUCAAUGUAGUUUUUUUUUGUAAAACCAGUAAAUUGUUUUUUAAUAUUCUGAUCAAAAAUAUAUCGAGCAAUAUGUAAAUAUGUAAAUUCCGACUAGAAAAUGUAUGAAGCAGUAAAUAUUUUUAUGUC